Messenger RNA from Fusarium coffeatum, 2577 nucleotides. RefSeq lists its product as uncharacterized. The coding region runs from base 1 to 2577 and encodes 858 amino acids. The transcript has a single exon. The record is from RefSeq and is a predicted model, not a curated record. NCBI's taxonomy places the organism in Eukaryota, Fungi, Ascomycota, Sordariomycetes, Hypocreales, Nectriaceae.
AUGCGCUCUUUCAUCACCUUUGCGGCUCUCGCCCUUUCCGCUUCGGAUCUGGUUUCUGCCGGUCCCUGUAAGCCUCGUCCCACCACCACCGCCGGUGCUGAGACUUCUGCCACUGGCAUCGAGACCUCUGCUACUCUUGGUCUCGAGACUUCCGCCACUGCUGGUGUCGAUACCACUGCUACUGUUGGCACUGAGACCUCCGCUACUGCCGGUGUCGAUACCACUGCUACCGUUGGCACUGAGACCACUGAUGUUGCUUCUCAGCCUAUCCUCUCCCCUGAGGAUGGUCCCGUUACCAACGCCUGCGCUGGUGGUGGCAUGACCAGCCUUGAGCCCUUCACCGUUGAGGGUGAUGUCUCUAUCAACGGAGAUGAUGGUUACACUGGCGAUGACAGCGCUGAUACUUCUUGUGCUGACUUGAAGGCUGAGUCUACUGGUCCCACUCGCAAGCGUGCUGCUGGCACGGUUGCUGCCAUCGGACAGCCUCUCACCGGUCUCGACACCAAGAAGAAGUACACCGUCCAGUUCUACUACCGCGUCACCACCCCUCCCUCUGAGAACACCGCCUGUACCAUCGAGGCUUCCAUCGGUGACAUCAGCUUCUACAGCGCUGGCAUCUUGUCCACCGGUGCUACCGUCAGCUACAACCACGUUCUCGUUUCCACCUCUGUCAACGCUGCUGAGGCUGAGCUGAGCAUCAAGACCACUUGUGCUAACGGUGGUUCUGCCUCGGUCCUGAUUGACUCUAUCUUCUUGUCCAACCAGGUUACUCCUGAGAACAUCGACCAGUUCGCUCUUAGCUUUGAUGGUCAGGUUCGUGAGCCUGCUAAUAAGCCCACUAGUGCUGUCGCUCAGCCUACCUCCGCUGCUGGUGGCAACAACGGUGGUAACAACGGUGGUGACAAGACUACCUCUGCUGUUGAGGGUGGAGCUACUUCAAACCCCACUGAUGGUUCUUCCAACACUGAUGGUUCUUCCAACCCUACCCAGGGUGGCUCUGACUCUACUGAGGGCAGCUCCAAGCCUACCUCUGUUGCUGGCGGUGACUCUUCCGAGACUACCGCUCCUGCUGGCUCUGUUUCUUCUGCUUCCGUUCCCGCCGGUUCUGACAACACCUCCGUCCCUGCCGGCUCUGACUCUACUCAGACCCAGGGUUCCGGAUCUCAGCCUACCACCGCUCCUGGUUCCGACUCCGAGACCACUGCCCCUGCCGGAUCCGAUGAGACUACCGUCCCGGCUGGCUCCAACCCCACCACUGUCGCCUCUGAGGGCUCUGUCUCUUCUGCUACUGCCCCCGCUGGAUCUGACGAGACCUCCGCUCCGGCCGGCUCUGACUCCACCCAGACUUCCGCUGCUGGUUCCAACCCUACCUCCGUCGCUUCCGAGGCCUCUACCGAGACCACCUCCGCCCCCGUCGAGAACAACGCCUCCACCCAGACCCAGGGCUCCGACUCUCAGUCCACUGCCGUCUCUGAGGGCUCUGACUCCGCUACCAGCGCUGCUUCCGAGGUCGACUCUGCCACCACUGUCAGCGAGGCUGCUUCUCAGCAGACCACCACUGCUCCCGUCGACAACGAGUCCAGCCAGACCACCUCCGCUGCUGUUGAUGACUCUGUCUCUUCCGCUACCGCCCCUGCUGGUUCUGACUCUACCUCCGUUGCUUCUGAGGGCUCCGUCUCUUCUGCUACUGCCCCUGCUGACAGCGAGUCCACCUCCGUUGCCUCCGUCGAUGACUCUGUCUCUUCUGCUUCUGUCCCUGCUGGCUCUGACUCUACUUCCGUCCCUGCUGUCGACGCUGCUACCACCACUACUGCUCCUGCCGACAGCGAGUCUACUUCCGUUGCCUCCGUCGCCUCUGUUGAGUCUACCUCCGCUGCCAUCAGCGAGUCUAGCUCUGUCGCCGUCACUGAGUCCUCUUCCGCUGCUGUGACCGAGUCUUCGUCCGCCGCUGUCUCUGAGUCCAGCUCUGCUGCUAUCACCGAGUCUGCCUCCUCCACUGAGACCUUCGCUACCACCACCAUGACUGCCAGCGAGACUGAGACCACCACCGCUGCUGCCUUCGUCGCCCGCGCCGAGCCCGAGCGCACUGGCUGUCUUAGCGUCGCCAACUCUGUCUCCAACGCCGGUUUCGAAGACGGCAUCACGGACUGGACCACCACCGGCUCCGCCAACAUCGUUCUCGACGAGAGCCUCGGCGCCUACACCCACACCAUCGGAACCAAGGGUCUCGCCUUCUCCGGCUCCCUCACCGGCGCUGCCUUCCAGACUCUUACCAACCUCGAUGAGCUCGAGAACUACAUCGCUACCUACGCUUACUACGUUGCCAACGGUGAGGAUCUUCCCUUCAACGAGAACAACGCGUGUCAGCUCAAGGUCACCCUUGGUGGUGAGGAGAUUGAGUCGUUCAACCCCUUCGAGGAUGCUCAGGGUAGCGACAACUUCCGCAACCGACGGGCCAACAUCUAUGCUCCCUCUGCUGCUGCUGAUCUCAAGUUCGAGCUUACCUGCGACGAGAACACUGAUGACUUCACUCUCAUGGUUGAUGACAUUUGGCUGGUUCGCUGCGAUGACAUCUAA